CCCCCACCACAAGGAUCUUUUUGCAGAAGAAGAAAAAGUGGUGAAGGAGGCCCCCGGUCAGCAGCAUCAGCAUCAACAGCAGCUCAGAAGAAGCCGCCCCACACGCCAUGUCUCCCAAGAAUUGGAGCGAGGGUUGUUCUUGAUGACGGUGAUGGCGAAUUGUGUUUGAAUUUUACCCAACAAGGGGAAACGAAUGGAGUCCCAGGGCAACGCCAACCAGAGCAGCAGCACUUCGGGCUCCUCCGACCACCACAAGCACGACCCCGCCGCCGCCCCCACCGCUUCCCUCCAGCUGGUCCCUCUCUCUUCCUCCUCCAAUUCCGCCGCCGACCCGGGUCACUCUCGCGGGUCAACCCUCCAUGGCCCGUUCAUGGGCUCCAUCUCUAUCCAACCCGCCAAGCCCCCGAACCCACCCUCCUCGCUCCCUCCCAACUCCGCCUCCCCUGGCUCCAACCCCGCCGCCACCGCCGCCAUUGCCAAGAUCGCCAAGCGGCCCACCAAGGACCGCCACACCAAGGUGGACGGCCGCGGCCGACGCAUCCGGAUGCCCGCCGUCUGCGCCGCCCGCGUCUUCCAGCUCACCCGCGAGCUGGGACACAAGUCCGACGGCGAGACCAUCGAGUGGCUCCUCCAGCAGGCCGAGCCCGCCAUCAUCGCCGCCACCGGGACCGGCACCAUCCCCGCCAACUUCUCCACCCUCAACGUCUCCAUCCGCAGCAGCGGGUCCACCGUCUCCGCCCCGCCCUCCAAGUCCGCCCCACUCUCCUUCCACGGCGGCCUCAGCCUCUACGGCGACGGCGGCGGCGACGCGGGUAGGCGGCUUCUCGCCGGCGGCGGCGGUGGCGGGGGGCUCGGGUUCCACCAGCAAUUCUACACGCAGGUCCUCGGCUCCGACCAGGCCAGCGGCGGCGGCGGCGGCAACAGCGAUAAUCCCGGGGAGAGCUACAUGACGAAGACGUUCAGGGAAGACCUCUUCAAAGAGUCCCCCCACCAGAGCAGCGCCGACGCGGGCUCCCCGGCUUUGCAGGCCGGUAACAAAUCCGGAAGGCCCGGAAUGCAAGAACAGGAACCCACCUCGGCCCGGACGUCGUCAGGGGUCAUGCCGGCUCCCGCCAUGUGGGCAGUGGCGCCGGCCACCACGAACGGCGGGAGCACGUUCUGGAUGCUGCCAGUGGGAGGCGGGGGAGGGGGAGCCGCAGGGGCUGCGCCGGGGGCGGCGAUGCACGAGGCCUCGAUGUGGACGUUCCCGACGGGGGCGGGCGGGGCGGCGAUGCAGAGGGUGAACUUCCCGGGAGGGGGGAGGCUGACGCCGGUACAGCUAGCGGGGUCGAUGAUAGUGCAGCAGCCAAUCGGACUAGGGAUGACGGAGACGACGAGUAUGGGGAUCAUGGGAGGACUAGGAGGCGGAUACAGUAGCGGCGGUAGCAAUAGCGGGAGGGUCAAUCUGGGGAUGAAUUUGGACCAGCACCACCACCACCACCACAAGCAAGGCCAAGCUCCAGGCGGAGGCGGCGGCGGCGGGGGGAGUGAUGGAGAAGAUGAUCACCGCCAUAAUCACCCCACUGACUCAUGAUAACGACGACGACGACGAAGACGAUAAAGAAUAACAAGUCACGGGUACAUAGUAAGUUGUGGAAUUGGGUUUCGUUUUGGAUAUACUUUUGGUUUCUUUUUUCGCUUCUUUUGGUUCCACUGAUCAAGCCAAGUGUGCGUGUAAUUUUUCAUGAGAUUUGUCGAGGGUAAUCAUUCUUGCUCAGAAAUUUAGCAGCCAUGUGCUACUUUAGCCUAGGGUUAUGAUGGAAUUCUCCUUUGCUUUUUCU
Molecule: messenger RNA, 1820 nt
Organism: Syzygium oleosum
Lineage: Eukaryota; Viridiplantae; Streptophyta; Magnoliopsida; Myrtales; Myrtaceae
Product: transcription factor TCP23
Exons: 1
Coding region: 194-1573 (459 amino acids)
Cellular component (GO): nucleus
Molecular function (GO): sequence-specific DNA binding; DNA-binding transcription factor activity
Source: RefSeq, a predicted model, not a curated record